Salvia miltiorrhiza (redroot sage) is the source of this 723-nucleotide messenger RNA. RefSeq lists its product as uncharacterized. The record is from RefSeq and is a predicted model, not a curated record. Bases 1 to 723 code for a protein of 240 amino acids. The transcript has a single exon. Lineage: Eukaryota; Viridiplantae; Streptophyta; Magnoliopsida; Lamiales; Lamiaceae.
AUGGCUUUUCCCCCAUUCCUCAUGCUUCCCCUCCUCGACCAAAACACCCAAGAAAUCAAUGGCCUCUCUCUCUACAGCCUCAAAGACAAGAAACCCCUCAACCUCGGAUUCCUCGAAAACCUCAGAAACCCCCAAUGCGUGGGGUCUUCCCACGGCUGGCUAGCUUUCUUGGACGAAAAAGCAAACCCUUUUCUCCUCAACCCCUUCACCAAAGCCCUAAUCCAUCUCCCUCCAAAACCAUCCAAGAUUUCCAAACUAAUCCUCUCCAAGAACCCUUCCUCCCAUCCCAACACCUACGCCGCCGUCGCCAUGCAGACAAACCUCUCCUUCUGCAGAAACGGAGACGCCGCGUGGAGGCUCCUCGACGGCCAAGGCAAGACCUACUACGACGUCGUCUGCUGCAGCGAGACCAACACCCUCUUCGCGCUGGCUCCGGGCCCCCGCGUCGAAUCAUGGGACCUGAACGAAGCUUCUCCGAAGAAGACGAUGAUAAUCGAAGGAUCUUGUCCGAGAAUGCUGCAGCUGGCCCUGAAAAACUUCCCGGUCGAUCUCUACUCUUCGCAGUGGUACCUUGCGCUGUCCCCGGCGGGGGAGAUAUUCAUGGCCGUGAGGUACAUCGGGGAGUUUGUGAAUGGCGACGGGGAGGCGGUGUACGAGGGCGACACGCUCACGGACUACAUGGCGGCGCCGCUGGUGUGCCCCUAUCCUGCCACAUCGUUUUAG